GAGAGAGAGAGAGAGAGAGAGAGACCCAGAUAAACAGUCUCAUCCACCAGACAAGCUCCAAGCCGACAAAAAAAAAAAAAAAAAUUACACCUCCCUCCCGGGUCCCCUGACCCCAACCCUCCUCUCUUCCCUUUCUUCUCUUCCUCACUCCGACCUCUUCUUCCCAGCCCCUCGGAAAAGAACUGCUAGGCUGCUUUUUCUGCCGGCGGGCAGAAGCCCCAGGAUCCCCGGGGUUUGUUUGUUUGUUUUUUUGGGGGAGAGGAAGAUGGUUGAAGAAACUUCUUAAAUGAUCGCAUCUGGCUGGCUGUUUGGAGGAUUUCUGGGUUGGGGAAGAGGAAAGGAAAGUGGAAAAAAACUGAGAACUUCCUGAUCUCUCUUGCUGUGAGACAUGUCUGAGACUCCUGUUCAGUGUACCAUUAAGGAGAGAAUUUCAUAUACCCCUCCAGAGAGCCCGGUGCCAAAUUAUACUGCUUCCUCAACUCCUCUUCAUGUUCCAGUGCCUCAAGCCAUCAGGAUGGAGGAGGACUCUAUCAGACUGCCAGCACACCUGCGCUUGCAGCCAAUUUACUGGAGCAGGGAUGACGUAGCCCAAUGGCUCAAGUGGGCUGAAAAUGAAUUUUCUUUAAGGCCAAUUGACAGCAACACAUUUGAAAUGAAUGGAAAAGCUCUCCUGCUGCUGACCAAAGAGGACUUUCGAUAUAGGUCUCCUCAUUCAGGUGAUGUGCUAUAUGAACUUCUUCAGCAUAUUCUGAAGCAAAGGAAGCCUCGAAUUCUCUUCUCACCAUUCUUUCACCCAGGAAACUCUAUUCAAACACAGCCAGAGGUCUUGUUGCACCAAAACCAUGACGAAGAUAAUUGUAUCCAGAGAUCUUCAAGGCCAUCCAUGGAAAAUAUGCACCACAAUCCUCCUACCAUUGAACUCUUGCAUCGUUCCAGGUCACCUAUUACAACCAACCACCGGCCUUCCCCAGACCCCGACCAGCGGCCCAUCCGGUCCCCUCUAGACAACAUGAUCCGCCGCCUUUCCCCAGCUGAGAGGAUCCCAGGUCCAAGGCUUCACCAGGAGAACAACCACCAGGAGUCCUACCCUCUGUCAGUGUCUCCCAUGGAGAACAAUCACUGCCUAACCUCCUCUGAAUCCCACCCAAAGCCAUCUAGCCCUCGUCAAGAGAACACUCGGGUCAUUCAGCUGAUGCCCAGCCCCAUCAUGCACCCUUUGAUACUGAACCCCCGGCACUCAGUGGAUUUCAAACAGUCCAGGCUGUCAGAGGAUGGGCUGCAUAGGGAAGGGAAGCCCAUCAACCUGUCCCACCGGGAAGACUUGGCGUAUAUGAACCACAUCAUGGUGUCCGUCUCCCCACCUGAUGAGCAUGCCAUGCCUAUUGGGAGAAUAGCAGACUGCAGGCUGCUCUGGGACUAUGUCUACCAAUUGCUUUCUGACACCCGGUACGAAAAUUUUAUCCGAUGGGAGGACAAAGAAUCCAAAAUAUUCCGGAUAGUGGAUCCCAAUGGACUGGCUCGACUAUGGGGAAAUCACAAGAAUAGAACAAACAUGACCUAUGAGAAAAUGUCCCGAGCCCUUCGCCACUACUACAAACUCAACAUUAUCAGGAAGGAGCCAGGACAAAGGCUUUUGUUCAGGUUCAUGAAAACCCCAGACGAGAUCAUGAGUGGCCGAACAGACCGCCUUGAACACCUUGAGUCCCAAGAGCUGGAUGAACAAAUGUUCCAGGAGGAUGAGUGCUGAAGGAAGCAACGUACCACCUCAGGGGAUGGAUCAAGGAAAAGAAAAACCAUCCAGCUAGAGUGCUGGAGGUGUGUGGGAGCAGGGUGGAUUGAGGGAAAGCAAAAAGGCAGAAACACAGAAUUGGGAGUUGACCAGAGCAGAGAGGACCCCAGAGCACCUUAGAUAAAGCCCCCGCAAAAGCAGGGCUGGUGUUCUGGUAGAGGCCCCAGAGCCUGGGACUUAAGUACUAUUUCACUCUCCUUUGGGAAUCUCCCUUGGCCUGUAAUUCCUCAUCCCCACCCCUCUACCCAUCGUUAGUUUCUGGGUUUGGGGAUUGUUGUUGUUUUUUUAUGAACAUGCAGUUUGACUUUUUCAUAAUUCAUAUAGGGCAAGAAGACAGUUUGCUUUCCUAUGGAAAUAUAUAUCGAUUAUAUUUUUUUUUGCAAGUCUCACAA
Molecule: messenger RNA, 2181 nt
Organism: Gracilinanus agilis (Agile Gracile Mouse Opossum)
Lineage: Eukaryota; Metazoa; Chordata; Mammalia; Didelphimorphia; Didelphidae
Gene: ETV6
Product: ETS variant transcription factor 6
Exons: 8
Coding region: 389-1747 (452 amino acids)
Biological process (GO): cell differentiation; regulation of transcription by RNA polymerase II
Cellular component (GO): nucleus
Molecular function (GO): sequence-specific DNA binding; DNA-binding transcription factor activity, RNA polymerase II-specific
Source: RefSeq, a predicted model, not a curated record